AUGACCCCCCGACCAGCCUCCCCCAUGGGCUCCACCCCGGCCCUCCCGCCAGACACUUCGUUGACGUUCACAUCCCUCGACAAGAAAACCAAAGCUCAAUGGGAAUGCGUAGCCACGAACAUCGCGAACCACGUGCCUCAAGGGGCCAGAUACGCGUUGCCGUCGGAUGUGGUGGUGACGUUCUUGAAGCGUGCAAUGGAAGGCACGACCCCCGAGACUUGGCACGUGGCCCUUCAAGACUUGGAGAAAGGACAUGUCAAAGUUGUGUUGACAGUGGCUAUUUUGGGGGUCCUUGAUGCGGACUUCUUGUUCAAGAUUGUGUCGUUGGUGGUUGAACGAAUUGACUCUUUGGAGGCCAAGGUUCGCGAUUUGGAGGAAGGAUUGGGGGCUGAAUCAACUGAUGUCGACAUGGCCGAAGAAGGAGGAGGGCAGUGA
Messenger RNA from Aphanomyces astaci, 435 nucleotides. RefSeq lists its product as hypothetical. The transcript is spliced from 4 exons. Lineage: Eukaryota; Oomycota; Saprolegniomycetes; Saprolegniales; Verrucalvaceae. The record is from RefSeq and is a predicted model, not a curated record. The coding region runs from base 1 to 435 and encodes 144 amino acids.